UGGCGGGAAAAGGGGUAAAGAAUAAAAAAAUCCGAGCUCCAUAAUUCCCUCCACUCGGGUGGCCUGGGUGAGCCAUUCCAGACAGUAAUGUCAAAUUCCACCAUGCAAAUUUGAAGUCCAUGGCGUAGUCUCUGAAGAAACAUGCUUAGUAUUUGACGUACUCGAGAGAUGUACCAGAGAAAUCUACGAUCAAUCUGUAAGCUCAUUGCGCCACUCACAAAUGUUCAUACCACCACCUCCCAACACAUUCCAAGACCUUCCGAAUUUCCCACAACCCAACUUGCCUCAUUCUUGCAAUCUACUUCUUUUCCUUCAAAUCUUCAACAAGGCAAACAAGUUCACGCCCGGCUCAUCCUCAAUGAAAUUACUACCACCGAUCCCCUUCUUCUUGCUAUGUAUCUUCGUUGCGGUAGCUUCAACGAUGCCAAGAACAUGUUCUAUCGGAUUGAUUUGGGGUGUGUAAAGCGUUGGAAUUUGAUGAUCAGAGGGUUGGUUAAGAUGGGUUGGUUUCAUCUUGGCUUGUUGUUUUAUUUUAAGAUGCUGGGUUGUGGGGUUUCUCCUGAUAAUUUUACUUUCCCUUCUGUAGUGAAGGCUUGUAGUGGUUUAAAUAAUGUACGAUUUGGUACCUUGAUUCAUGAGGCGAUUAUGUCGAUGGGUUUCGAAGUGAAUGUGUUUGUGGGUAGUUCUUUGAUAAACUUGUAUGUAGAGAACGGUCAUGUUGAUCGCGCUCGUACAUUGUUUGAUAAAAUACCGGUGAGAGAUUGUGUUUUGUGGAAUGUGAUGCUUAAUGGUUAUGUUAAGUGCGAGGAAUUAGAUAAAGCUAUGGAGAUUUUUGAGGAAAUGAGGAAAGGUGAAACAAAGCCAGAUGAAGUGACAUUUGCCGCUAUUUUCUCUCUGUGUGCUUCGGAAGGAAUGGUGGAUUUUGGUACUCAGCUUCAUGGCCUUGUUGUUUGUUGCGGCUUGGAAUUUGAUUCUGUGGUGGCAAACGCACUUUUGUCUAUGUAUUCAAAAUGUGGGUGGUUGUCUGAUGCUCAUAAAUUGUUUGGAAUGAUGCCUCAGGCCGAUUUGGUGUCUUGGAAUGGAAUGAUUUCAGGGUAUGUACAGAAUGGGUUUAUGCAAGAUGCUUCAUGUUUGUUUAAUGAGAUGAUAUCUUCUGGUCUGAAACCAGACGCAAUCACCUUCUCAAGUUUUCUUCCAGCUGUUACUGGGUUGGGAUGUUUCAGAAAAGGCAAGGAAAUUCAUGGAUAUAUAUUAAGACAUGGAGUGUCAUUGGAUGUGUUCUUGAAGAGUGCACUUAUUGAUGUAUACUUUAAGUGCAGGGAUGUGGAGAUGGCACGCAAGGUUUAUAACCAAAGAACCGAGGUUGAUGUUGUCAUGUGCACAGCUAUGAUAUCAGGAUACGUGCUUAAUGGGAUGAACAAUGAUGCCUUAGAGAUUUUCAGGUGGUUACUUAAAGAGAAAAUCAGGCCGAAUGCUGUAACAUUGGCAAGUGUUCUACCUGCUUGUGCAGAUUUAGCUGCAUUAAAAGUGGGGAAGGAAUUGCAUGGUUAUAUCAUCAAGAAUGGGCUUGAUUGUGGCUGUCAUGUGGGAAGUGCUGUCAUAGACAUGUAUGCGAAAUGCGGAAGGCUGGAUGUCACUCAUGAUAUUUUCGGAAGAUUGUCUGAAAGAGAUUCUGUUUGCUGGAACUCAAUGAUUACAAGCUGUUCCCAGAAUGGAAAACCAGAGAAGGCGAUUGAUCUUUUUUGUUGGAUGGGGAGUACUGGAAUGAAGUAUGACUGUGUGAGUAUAUCAGCAGCUCUUUCUGCUUGUGCUAAUCUACCUGCACUACAUUAUGGGAAAGAGAUCCAUGGGUUUAUGAUUAAAGGUUCAUUCUGCUCCGAUCCAUUUGCUAAGAGUGCACUCAUAGAUAUGUAUGCCAAAUGUGGAAAUUUGGGUUCUUCUCAGCAUGUGUUUGACAUGAUGGAAGAGAAGAAUGAAGUUUCAUGGAACAGUAUCAUUGCUGCUUAUGGAAACCAUGGCCGCCUUGAAGAUUGUCUUGCCCUGUUUCAUGAGAUGUUGAAAAAUGAAAUUCAGCCUGAUCAUGUCACGUUUUUAGCUAUAAUAUCAGCUUGCGGGCAUGCUGGUAAAGUUGAUGAUGGAAUUCACUACUUCCAGAGCAUGACUGAGGAAUAUGGAAUCACAGCAAGGAUGGAACAUUAUGCAUGUGUUGUAGAUUUAUUUGGACGCGCUGGUCGUUUGAAUGAAGCCUUUGAAACUAUAAAGAGCAUGCCAUUCUCUCCUGAUGCUGGUGUGUGGGGUACAUUGCUAGGAGCCUGUCGAAAUCAUGGCAAUGUUGAGCUCGCUGAAUUUGCUUCAAGACAUCUUUUUGAUCUGGACCCACAAAAUUCUGGUUACUAUGUACUGCUUUCCAAUUUACUUGCUGAUGCUGGACAUUGGGGGAGUGUACUGAAGAUAAGAAGUUUAAUGAAGGAAAGAGGAGUUCAGAAAGUACCUGGAUACAGUUGGAUAGAGGUCAACAACACCACCCACAUGUUUGUUGCUGCAGAUGAAAGUCACCCACGGUCUUCACAUAUUUAUUCAUUGCUGAAGACUCUUCUUCUAGAGCUGAAAAGAGAAGGAUAUGUUCCUCAGCUUUAUCUUCCAAUGCAUCCACAGCAUAUGGUGUCAUGACUGUCAUAUCCCCCUUUGUGCUGCCAACUGGAUCAUAGAUAAAAAUGUUAGCCUGUGAACCAUGGGCAGUGUUGGCAAAUCAGCAAUGGGAAUCAACAUUGCAAAGCAGAGGUGACAAAGAACAAUUUUCAAACUGUCUAAAAUACAAAAUGUGCUGCUUUUGUGCUUUCUGUCAAAGCUUAGGAGUUAUGGAAACCAUAUCGGAUCAUGUCCCCACCUCUCCCCUUUGCCCUCCCCACAGGCAUAGCUCCCAUAUUUGCUGUUUCAGGCACAGGUACCCCAGCAGCAAGGCUGGUGAAAAGGUUAAAGGCUAGGUAAUUACAAGCAAAUGAGAGAGAAGGGUGUGUGUAUGCAGACCUGAAAGAAAGACAUGUUUAAAGUGAGUAAAUAUGUGAUGUUUGCAUUAUCUGUCAAAUUAUAUAUUCUUUGGAGCAUUAAUGUGGCAUAAGAAAUUGGAGUGCAGAACGUUUCCUCCAGCUAAUGGGGAAUCAUGCCUGAAAAUCAGACCCCAGGAAAAUGUUCCCCAGGCCCAGGCAUAAAAUGCUGCUUACCUAAAGGAACACAUUUAGAAACAAAACAGGGUGGAGGUCAUUUUCUAGAAUAAGAGGACAGAGACUCUCCCAAGUAACAUGUGUUAUGGUCAUGGACAUGAGUAUUGACAUCAAAUUUUCACAUAUGCAUGCAUGACAUGCAUAUAUGAUGUUAGUUAAGUGACAUAGGUGUUGCCUGUGUUUGUAUGUAGGUUAAUUUAAUAUAAACUAUAUGCAUCUUUACUCUGAUUUCUACUUGAGACUGCCUGAUACAUAUAUGUACGGAUGACAUGAGUAUUGACAUCCAAAAAUAUAUAUUUAUUUAUUUGUUUGGAAAAAAAAUUAAAAAUUAUAUAUACAACAUUAGAAAACUAAAGAGUUGUACAUUGUUAAAAAAAGAAAGUGAACAUAGUUUUGGGAUGAACUAAAAAAAGGAUGAAUAUUUAAUAAAAAAUCAAAAUUUAACAAUUGAAUUUUUUUCUUAUCAAGUUCAAUUUUGGUGAAAAGGAGAUUCAUAUUUGGUUCAUUGAAUAAGAGAGAUACAUACACUUACCGUUAAGUUAAAUAUACAUACAUAAAAAUUUUACUUUUUUAAAAUAGUAAAAAUGUAAAAUUUUAUUUUUGUACAAAAUGAUUAUAUAUGAAUACAUGUAAUACAUAUUACUAUCUUUGAAUAUAUGUUCAUAAAAAUUGUAGUAAUAACAAUCAAAUGAAAUCUAAAAAAUGUAGGAAAUAAAAAAGUUAAGAAGGAGGCCUGGAAAGUAAUGGUAAACAUGUUAGCACUAAUAAGUAAUGAUGACAAAUGGUGAUUAAUUGGAGGAAAAAAAUGUCUCCAAAUCAAGCAGGAUCCUUUCUCCACCACAACUUUUAAUCUAAAGAGAGGAAUUGUCAGAAUGAAGUCUGUCUUACAAAGCAUAUUCUGCAUUUGUGGAUGUCAAAUGAUGUCUGGAAAUAUAAGUGACAUCACUUGGUAGACAAGAUAUAUACCCCAUCUUUAUAAGUUGACCUUUCUU
Messenger RNA from Theobroma cacao (cacao), 4213 nucleotides. Its product is annotated as Tetratricopeptide repeat (TPR)-like superfamily protein. The record is from RefSeq and is a predicted model, not a curated record. Gene Ontology annotation, biological process: RNA modification. Lineage: Eukaryota; Viridiplantae; Streptophyta; Magnoliopsida; Malvales; Malvaceae. Gene Ontology annotation, molecular function: RNA binding; protein binding.